GUAGUGAAUGGCGGGUAUUUCCAUAAGUCCGGGUGUUUAAAAAUUAAUAAUGAGAUUAUUUGAAACGCGUUUUGUAUUCCGCGUAGCGUUAGAUGUGUUUUGUUUCGUCAGUAGCUAUCGAUUAUUUAACGGUUCAUGUGAAUUUAGUGAAUCUGUGAUGCAGCUAGCCGGCUAACUAACGGACUUAGUGACAGUCGCGGUGCCGGGUCUCCAUGCUGCCUUUGCGCUGAAACUUUAUGCUACUGACCAAAACCUCUUUAUUAUAUUUAAUAUACCACCAGUGGCUAACGCGGUAAAAGAGAAACAGCAUACUGAUUGUAACGUUUUUUCCGAGUAAACUGAACGGUGUUUCUAAUUAGCCAGAUCAGUGAAAAUACCGUCUGAAAUCAAGGAUUAGACCCCGUUACUCUGAACUUUAAUACGCUAAUUUCUCGAUCCAUGCGUCUCGCUGGACAUCCGGCUGGUUUUAGAUCGCACGCUGCAUUGUAAAAGGAAAUGGCUCUGUUACCUUUGGUUUUGUUUUUAUCAGUAACGGUACCCUCCCCGAGUCACUCCUCCAGCGCCUCAAAACUCAAUAUCCCCAAAGUUUUACUGCCUCUGGCCAGAAGCACCAGAAUUAACUUCACACUGGAGGUGACCGACGGCUGCUACAGAUGGUCCUCCACCAGGCCAGAAGUGGCCAGUAUCGAGGCGGUGGAUGUGGACGAUAGGCACUGCUCCCAGAAGGCCGUGCUGCAAGCUCGGUCCACCCAGCCCACCAGACUCACCAGCAUCAUCCUGGCAGAGGACAUCUUGACGGGGCAGGUGCUCAGGUGUGACGCCAUUGUUGACAUCAUCAGUGAAAUCCAGAUCGUCUCCACCACACGAGAGCUGCACCUGGAGGACUCUCCGCUGGAGCUGAAGAUUCACGCGCUCGACUCCGAGGGAAACACCUUCAGCACCCUCGCCGGGCUCGUCUUCGACUGGACCAUUGUGAAAGACACGGAGACGGCCAGGUUCUCUGACUCCCACAAUGCACUGCGCAUCCUCAAAUUCUCUGAGUCAACGUACACGCCUCCGGGCUACAUUUCGGAGAUGGAGAGAGUUGGGAAGCAGGGAGACAUCAUCCUGGUGUCUGGCAUCAAAACCGGAAACGCCAAACUCAAAGCCAAAAUCCAGGAAGUGCUCUACAAGGACGUGUCUGCCGCUGAGGUCAGGCUGCUGAUUCUGGAGAACAUUCUGCUGAACCCCGCCUCCGACGUCUACCUGCUAGUGGGAACCUCCAUCCGCUACAGCGUCCUCAAGAUCCGGCAGGGCAAAAUCACAGAGCUGUCCAUGCCCAGUGACCAGUACCAGCUGCAGCUGCAGAACAGUGUGAUUGGGCCUGACGGCGACCCGGCUCUGGGGGUGGCCAGACUGGACCCAGCCACCUCCACAGUCCUGGCCCUCCAGUACGGACACACCAACGUUGUUCUGGACCACACCAGUCUUCGCCUGCAGGGGGCGUCACGGCUGCCCAACAGCACCCUGUAUGUGGUGGAGCCAGGAUACCUGGGGUUUAAAAUUCAGCCGGGAGAUCGCUGGACCCUGGAGACCAGCCGAGUCUACGAGAUAACCAUCGAAGUGUUCGAUAAGUCCAGCAACAGGGUUUAUCUGUCUGAUAACAUACGGAUCGAUGCUGCGUUCCAGAAGGAGUACUUUGAGGUUCUGGAAUCCUCAAUGAAUGGAUCAUACCACCGUGUCAAAGCCCUGAAGAAAGGACAGACGGUGAUCGAUGGUGUUCUCACGUCCGUGGUGGAUCAGGACGGAGGAGUACACACGAUCCCUGUCCCGGUGCGAAGCCAACAGGAAGUCGAGAUCUACAACCCCAUUGUCCUCAGCCCUCAGAUUCUCACGUUUCCAUGGCAACCCAAAGUAGGAGCGUACCAGUACACCAUAAAGGCCACAGGGGGCAGCGGAAACUUCACCUGGUAUUCGUCCAACCAAGCCGUGGCCACGGUGACCGUCAAAGGCGUGAUGACCACUGUGAGCGACAUCGGAGUGAGUGUGAUCCAGGCCCAGGACGUCCAGAACCCGCUGCACUACGGAGAGAUGAGGGUGUAUGUGGUGGAGCCCGUGGGCAUGGAGUUCACGCCCUGCCAGGUGGAGGUGCGGGAGGGCCUGGUGCUGGAGCUGCCGCUACGGAUCUUCGGGGUGCUGAGUGCCGAGGGCGGAGAUCGGGUGAUGCUCAGCGACUGCUCACACUUCCAGCUGCAGGUGGAGAUGGAGACGCAGGGCGUGUUCCAGCUGCUGGAGGGGAGACUGGCACCUGGUCAGGAGCACUGCAGUGGAGUUCGGGUGCGGGGUCUUUCCCCCGGUCACACCGCCCUCCUGGUUAGUUAUACCCAUGGCAACGUCCAUCUCAGUGCCAAGAUUACGAUCGCUGCCUACGAACCUCUCAGGGCUGUGGACCCUGUGUCUGUUGCCAUGGUAACCUUGGGCUCCUCCAAAGACAUGCUGUUUGAAGGGGGUCCCAAGCCCUGGGUUCUGGAACCUUCCAAGUUCUUCCGGAACCUGACGGCAGAGGACUCGCGCAGCGUUCACCUGGAGCUGUGCGGCCCCGCCUCCCGGAACUAUGGGCAGCACUGGGUCCGAGCCACCUGCCGGGCGCUGGGCGAGCAGGUGCUGGUGGUGACGGUGGGGAACCAGCCCAGUGUCACUAACCCUUUCCCAGCUGCGGAGCCGGCGGUGGUGAAGCUCAUCUGUGCCCCACCCUCACGCCUCACGCUGGUGCCCGUCUACGGCAGCCCCCAGCUCGACCUGUCCUGCCCCCUGCUGCAGCAGAACAAGCAGAUGGUUCCCGUCUCUAACUACCGCAACCCGGUGCUGGACCUGGCCGCAUACGAUCAGCAGGGCCGGCGCUUCGACAACUUCAGCUCUCUGAGCAUCGCGUGGGAGUCCAGCAGGGCGGCGCUGGCCAGCAUCCAGCCCAGUCUGCCCAUGCAGCUGUCUCUCAGCGCGGACCGCAGCGGCCAGAAGAAGCUGCACGGUCUGCAGACGGUGGUCGUUCACCGUGAGUCGGGCGUGGCGGCCAUCACCGUGACAGCCGCGGGGUACCAGACCGCCCACCUGGAGGCGGCUCAGGUGCUGAGCCUGCACGAGCCCCUGAGCCCGGUGUCGGCCACGCUGGAGCUGCUGCUGGUGGAGGACGUACGGGUCAGCCCUGAGGCCGUCACCAUAUACAAUCACCCCGACGUGCGGGCGGACCUGGCUUUGAAAGAGGGCUCUGGGUAUUUCUUUUUGAAUGCCAGCGCUGGAGGAAUCGCAGACUUGGUUUACCAGGAGAGCCAGGCAAGCGCAGAGGUGCACCCCCUGCAGCCAGGUGUGGUGCAGGUGAUGGUGCAUGACCUGUGCCUGGCCUUCCCCUCACCUGCCAGGGCUGUGGUCCGCGUCUCGGACAUCUUUGAGGUUUACGUCAGAGUGGUGGACAAGGUGGAGAUUGGGAAGGCAGUGCGGGCGCAUGUUCGAGUUCUGGAUGAUAAUAAGCAGCCCUUUCUGGCCAAGUACUUCCCCCUGAUGAACCUGAAACUGAGGGCUGCUUCCCCCAUCCUCUCCCUCUCGCACCUCCCCGAGGCCUCGGAGAAGGACACCGCCACCUUCCUGGUGCGCGGUCUCACCGUGGGCCAGACCACCAUCUCCGCCGUCGUGCUGGACAAAAGCGGGAAGAGGAUCCUGUCCGCGCCGCAGCAGAUCGAGGUGUUUCCCCCCUUCAGGCUGCUGCCCAGGAGGGUGACAGUGAUUAUCGGGGCCAUGAUGCAGAUCACGUCGGAGGGGGGUCCCCCUCAGUCCAACAUCCUCUUCUCCAUCGCCAACGGCAACAUUGCCACGGUGAACAGCAUGGGUCAUGUGAGGGGCGUCACCGUGGGCAACGUGACGGUGACGGGAUUGGUCCAGGCUGUGGAUGCUGAGACAGGGAAGCUGGUGGUGGUGUCCCAGGAUCAGGUGGAAGUUGAAGUGGUGCAGCUGAAGGCGAUCAGAAUCCGAGCCCCCAUCACGAGGAUGAAGGCUGGAACCCAGAUGCCGGUGUAUGUGAUGGGAUUGACCAGCAGCCAGACACCCUUCUCCUUCGGCAGCGCCCUGCCUGGGCUGACCUUCCAUUGGUCAGUCUCCAAGAGGGACGUCCUGCAGCUGAACACACGCCACUCUGAGGCGUUCCUGCAGCUGCCUGCAGAGCACAACUUUGCCAUGAGCGUGCACGGGAGGACCAAGGGCCGCACGGGCCUGAAGGUGACGGUCAGAGCCAAAGACCCGCUGGCCGGACACCUGGAGGGAAACCGAGCAGAACUCUCCGAUGAGAUCCAAAUCCAGGUGUAUGAGAGGCUGCAUUUGCUGAAUCCGGAUGUUGAGGCAGGGGAGAUCCUGAUGUCCCCGAACUCUCUGCUGAAGCUUCAGACUAACAGGGACAGUGUGGGCGUGCUCUCCUACCGUGUGCUGGACUGUCCCGACAAGGCGGGGCUGGUGCAGGUGGACGAGGCAGGCUACCUGUCAUCCGGCUCCCUCACAGGCACCACCUCUCUGCUGGUCACCUCCCAGGAGCCCUUCGGCGUCAAUCAAACCCUGAUCCUGGCUGUAAAGGUGGUUCCGGUGUCAUAUGUGCGGUUCAGUACGGGUCCGGUUCUGUACACCUCAAACAAAGACAAGCUGUCCGCUGUUCCGCUGGGAGCAGUUCUCACGUUCACCGUGCACUUCCACGCCAGCACCGGCGACGUCCUGCACGGACACAACUCCGCCCUCAACUUCGCCACCAACAGGGACGACCUGGUUCUGUUGGGCCGAGGCCCGGAGAACAGCACCCUGACAGUGCGCACGGUGAACGUGGGGCUGACGCUGCUCGGGGUGUGGGACUCCGAGCAGACGGGCGUGGCCGACUUUCUGGCACUGCCGGUGGAGCACGCCAUCCGCCCGGAGGAAGCCCACAGCCUGGUCGUCGGCGACGUCGUUUGCUUCACCUCGCAGCUCGUCAAUCAGGAAGGUCUCACCGGCACCUGGAGCUCCUCUGCAGGCGGGGUCCUGGAGGUGGACCCGAAGACAGGGGUGGGUGUGGCCCGGGACGUGGGCUCCGUCACGGUGUUCUACGAAAUUCCCGGGCAGCUCCGGACCUACAGAGAGGUGGUUGUGGGCGUGGCCACCAGGGCGGCAGUCAUGGUGCAUUCGGGCGGAGUGAAGGAGGGCUCGGAGUCCCGCGUCCUGAUCACCACACGCGAGAGGGGCACCAAUCUGAUCGGCUCCUGUUCGGCUGCGCAGACAGACUCCAUCGCGCAGCUGCACCCAGAGACCAGCAUCAGCUGCCAGCUGCAGUUCAGCAGUGACAUCAUCGAGUUCCACGCCCACGAUGUCCUCAGCACACAGACCGGGUUCGACGCCAGCGCAGGGUUCUACUCCUGCUCCGUGUCGCUGCGGCCGCUGACGGAGCAGCAGCGCCGGGUCCUGGCGCUGUCUGUCACGCAGCUGGUGGUGAGGGCGGCCGUGGAGGGGAGCGGAUUCUCCGGGGAACAGGUGGCCGCCCAGCUGCCCUUCAGCCCGGGCCUGUACUCCGACCAGAAGGACAUCCUGCUCAGCAGCCUGCACCCGUCAGCCGAGCUCACGGUGUACGGCACGAGCGCCCUUCUCAGCGGCCUGGAGGUGACGUCGAGCUCCACGGCCGUGGUGGUCCAGGAGAAGGAGGUGUCUCAGGGCCAGCCCAGCUUUGCCAGGUUCAGAGUCAGCCUGGCCGACCCCAGACUCCCUGUUCAGGGCACUACAUCAGCUGUCAUCUCCAUAACGAGCCCGUCCACUGACCAGCCCCUCCUGCUGCCCGUCACCAUCAUCCCUGUGGCUGACCAGGGCACAGCCGUGCAAGCAGGCCCCGCCUCAGGGUGGGAGGAGCCUACUAUUCUACAGCAGCUCAUAGACUCCUACCAGGUCAUGUUCUUCACUCUGUUCGCCCUGCUCGCCGGCACCGCCAUCAUCGUCAUCGCCUGCCAUGCCUUCUUUUCUCCAAGGGACCUGGCCUGUCACCCAGCGUUCAUCCAGAAAACUCCACCCCCCUCAGGUCUCUCCUCCCCAGCGAGUCCUUACAGUAACAACCUGCCUGCAGACCUGAGAGGCAGCCCAAAACUCCGACUCUUCUCCCCUGACUACAACUCCCGCUAGGCCCACCUCCUGCAAACUCCCGCCAGAAUCUUCCCCUGACAACGAAUUUCAUUAGACUCUCCCCUGACUACAUCUCCCACAUCUCCCUCAACUUAAACUCCCACUUCACUCCACAUAAACUUCAGCUACAUCUCCUGAAAGACUCCACCCAGACCCUUGACUCCCACUACACUUCCCCCUGACUACAACUCCCAGUACAGUCUCUCCCCAGGACUGUGACUGCUGGACUGUCCCAGACUGCAGAUGUGCUAGCCUCACGCAGCUGCCCAGAACUAGCAAAUGCUUAACCGCCCAAAGCCCAAAAGUGUUUGAGGAAGUGCCUUUCUGACAUUUACGCAGCAGAUGUUGCAGAUGGUAGUUUAUUUAUUUCAGUGGUUUAUAAUUGGUGUUUUUUUUUUUUUUGUUUUGUUGUGGAACAGGGGUUGCGAGUGAUAGCUGACAUGGUACAUAUUUGUUUUUAUUUGAUUCUGUUAAGUGUGUGUGUGUAUUUUAAUAUUUGGUUUAUUUCAACUUUAAUAUUUGGAAAGAGUUAUUGCUGCAAUUGACCAUAUAUACAUAUUUCAUAUAUGGGUAUUUUGCUUUGCACAUUUUAAAGCUUUGCUGGCAGAUUUUGCAACCUGUGGAAUUGUGGGACUGAAAGUGACUUGUUUGAAACUCAGGAUCUUAAUGCACUGAACUCCAGUUUGGCACCGUCGUGUGGAAACCUGCAAAUGUCAAUCGAGUAUAUAUCAGGAUAAUUUUUGAUUUAAUUAACAAUUAAUGUGAAUAAUAUUACUGAACCCGUCCUUGUAAGGUGUGCAGUUGGCUUAAAAGCUGAGGUUGACUAUUGUUAUUUAUAUUUUGUUAAAAAUCUAGAAGAAAAUAUGUGUUCUUUUCUGAGCCGCCAAUGUGUAGCCUACUUCGAACUCCGUCAAAAUUCUGAAGGCCUUAAUACCUCAUUAUUACUCCUGUGUGCCAAUGUGUGCAGAAAUGUGAAGGACAACAUUCCCUCAUUUCAGCCUCCUGUCCAUCGGCCGGCAGAUGUGAAUUAGCGUUAGCCAGAUGUGAGUUAGCAUUAGCGCGCUAUUGUG
Molecule: messenger RNA, 7220 nt
Organism: Megalops cyprinoides (Indo-Pacific tarpon)
Lineage: Eukaryota; Metazoa; Chordata; Actinopteri; Elopiformes; Megalopidae
Gene: nup210
Product: nucleoporin 210
Exons: 40
Coding region: 496-6150 (1884 amino acids)
Cellular component (GO): nuclear pore
Source: RefSeq, a predicted model, not a curated record